This is a messenger RNA of Symbiodinium sp. CCMP2592, 7764 nucleotides long. NCBI's taxonomy places the organism in Eukaryota, Dinophyceae, Suessiales, Symbiodiniaceae. The record is from the annotation of a GenBank genome assembly.
AUGGAAAAUGCAGAAGGCGCUGUCGAGGAGGUCAUGCAGGGCCUCGAGAAAGACUGGAAGUCUGUGACAGAGCAGGAUGUACUUUGCAAGAUCAACACGGAGAACUUGGAUUUCAGCAGAGAUCAAGAGCACAAGCUCGUCAACGCGCUGCCUCGCAUCCGAGAACUGCAGCGGCUCCUGAACUCAGGGGCUCUAGGCAGCCUGUCGCAGGUCGGGGAUCCUGUCUGCAUGGCCCGCGUCCCGCGAACGCUUGACAUCGACUUCGGGGCUCACGCGCGGAAGCUGAAGGAUGUUUCGAGUGCAGAUCGGGUGACAGCUUUGUACGAUGCUGAGGAGGCGAUCUUAGCGGCGUGGAAUGCUACAAAUCUGUCACGACAGCGGCUUCUAGAACUGCACGACCUGAUGACUUCCUACGUUUCCGUGUCCGAUCGAGCAUAUUCUGGUGACCCCGAGGGUCAAAGCCGACGGGUGCUGAUGGCAACUGCCAUGGCUUUGAUCGCGGACCGCGAAGCUUGCAAGGAGUUCCCCCUUCUAGAAGAGUAUCAAGUGGGCAUUGACAUGAGCAUGCUUGAGGUACUGCUUGUGCCGCACUUAUGGCAGAAAAUUCUGCUGCGGGACAUGGAGUCACAUGUCAGAAGCCGCGAUUCUGUUGCACUGCGCCCCAGCACACUGACCCCAGCAGCAUCCCAGACGUCUUUUGCCGUCAGAUUCGCAGAACAAUCGAGUGACAUGGAGAAAGUCCGGGAGGAGAUUCUCCAAAAGUGUUCAAAGAAUCAGCAGCAGAAGACUAAGGAGGUCAAGGAGAAGCAACAUCAGUUUGACAGCUUGCGCAAGCAGGCUGCCAAGCACGAAGCUUCUUCGAAAUCUCUUCUUUGCAAGUGCAGCGACAGUAUGCCCGGUGCUUCGCCUUGCGAAAGAUGCAAGCUUGCAAAGAAAGCCGGUGCUUUGUGUUCUCAGGCCGGCCAAAUCAAGGUGGAUUUCUACGAGAAGUUGCUUCCGGAAAGGCUUCAUGAACAGCGUGCCGUGGUGUAUGAGCUGCGGCAGCCACGCGUGCUAGCUCUCCAGAGGGACUUGAAGCUGCUUGUGGCUCGGGACCUUGCUGUUGAAAACUUUCACAGCAACCAGCCGGUGAUGGGCUUCUGGAGGGAUGAUCCUUGCCUGUCGGAGUGGCAAAGUUGUAACGCAACGUUCUCGCUUGCUUCGACGACGAAGAAGUUCUGCCAAUCACAUUACAGAAGCUUGCAGGUUUCCAAGCACGAUACCUUCGUCGUCCCGCAUGGAUACAACCUUGCGUUGGGAGACAGACGCCGCAACCGAACCAUCACUUCAAAACUGCAUUGGGAUGUCGCGGAGCUAACUAAGGCAAAGCCAGACGACGUCAGGUACGAUGCGCUAAGCGAGCAAGUUGCCUCAUGGAAGACAGAUGAAAACAUGGGAAUUGCUAAGCAGUCUGAAGCACAUCCAGACCUGAGUUUGUUAGAGUUCCUCACUUACUCUGCUCUGCGAAGUGGCAUUCAUCUUCAGCUGCCGCGUUUGGCUGACGCGAUUGCGCAGCACAUCUUGUCCUUUGACCGCACAGGCGUCCUCAACCUAUUGAAAGCCUUGCUGUGGCAAGCAGGUCCCCCGGCUGAUGAUUCGGACCCCAGGUUGCAGGCGCUGAGGAAUGCUCGCCGAGUACUCUUGCAAGAGGACUUUGCGAUGGUGUUGUGCAAUCAAUUCUCGGGUCUACUGAGCAGAGCGGCACAGAGUCGAGAGUUGCUGUGCAUUGUGCAUGUCGCCAGAUGUCUCGUGGAACACUCUGCUCUGCGAGCUGCUGAAGCAGCGGCUGGCCUGCUGGUCGGCGCCCGGAAGCAAGGCCUCGAAUGGCUGCAAGAAGAGACACAGCUUCUGAGGGAGAGCAGUGGUAGUGGCAAUGCAAGUGAGAUAGAAGAUCGGCGCAACAAGAUCGUUGACAUUGCAGCAGCAUGUGCGUUGACGUUUUUGCCUUCUUCAACGGAGCCAGCGCUGCCGGAGCUCAUGAUCAGCAAGGCUUCCUUGUCUGAUUGGCUUCACUUCCGGGCUGUCUGCCACGACAAUAUUUUGCUGGGAUGCCGGCAACAAGAGCUUGUCGACCCAGAACGAUGGUGCCUCCUACAGCAAGCCAUGCGCCAGGCCUUAAGCAUCGAAGAAGAUAUUCACAGCAUCGGCCCAUCACCUCAGCUGACAGCCUUUGUGAAGUCUCAUUGGAGUGGCGGUCGAGACGGCACUUACGAUGAUUGGCAGAGAUGUGAGAUGCCUGCUGGGUGUUGGUACAGAAGUCGGUUUGACAGUGAUGGCCACAGCUGUGUGCUGCAUGUCCAUGUCCUUGAUGGCUCCUUCCUUGUUGACGGACAGCCGGUUGGAUGCCUGCCGAAGGAGAUUACGGACUCUGAUGUCUACCGGCAACUGUUCGGCAACUCAGUCUUGGAGGUGCAGCUUGGAGUAGAUGGCGGCUACAUGACCAACGCACUUCACCAUGGUGGGGUGUUCGGCUUCAAGCUUGACUCAAAAGUUGGCGUUGUCAUUACUGAGGACCGUCAGCGCGAUGAUGGGUCUUGGGUUCAAGCGGCUUUGGUGCCGCGCGAUGCAUUCAGGCACGACGUCCCCGGAGAUCUUGUUGAUGGACACAGUCAUUGGUUGGUUGAUUCGGAGGCAGCAGUGUAUUUUCGGCCGAUGCGAGCAAAUGAUCCCACAUUUGCCGCGGGCUGCACUGAGUGCGGUGCCAAGUACAUCUUAGACUUGAAAGGACAGACAGUCAGAAACACCACGACUAAUGCCUGCAUGAUUGAUAUUCAGAGCAACACUUUUCAAGAGCUUUUCGAACGCACAUUCCGACGGAUCGCGCCGCAAGAUAGAGUUCAUGUUUAUGCUGGUGAUCCAGCCCCAAUGAUCUUUCUGCCCUCCCUGCGUUUGCGUUUCUAUGUUUGUCAGAAGGAUGGAGAUGCGCAGAUUCGAUGCCACGAGCUAGGAGGUACAGUAGCAGAGGAUCAAAGUCUCGGCACCCUGGUCGGUCUUGAGCAUGGCCUCGCUCUUGAAACGAAGCAUACGAAGUCGCUCCUAUUGCCGCAUGCUGCGGUGACACGCUGCUCCUCCGGGAGCCACUGUGAAGUGACACUGGAUCUUGCCAGCCUCGGUUCACCUCCCUUUUUCGUUUACUCAGUGCGACCCGAGUUGCAUGAGCUAUGUGGGCAAAAAGAUCGUCAAGCAUGGCUUUAUUUGGCGCUCCUGCAUGCGAAGACGUCCGGUGUCUUGCCGGAUCCCUUCACCGGCCGCACAGGAACUGCUACAGCCCUUCAGCUGUUGCGGUCCCCUCGAUGUCGUGGAAAUCUUCGCGACAGCUUGGAGGACAAGAUCGAGAUUGGCACGCCUGAGAAGACUCUGCAUGAAAUAGCUUUGCUUUCGCCCAAGCGUUCGAGAUAUCCUGCUCAUAUCUGCGUUAUGGAGCAAGUCGAUUUUGGUGGCAUGCCCGGUCUGUGCGCUCACGAAGGCUUCAGCUUCCUUGCUCACGAGGCUUUGCGUGAGGUGGCGGAACAGUCACGAGUCACCGGCGAGGCUGCAGAAGGAUUGCAUGAUGAGCAGGUCUUCGGGAAGCGAUGCGGUUUGCUUUCUCAAAGAGCGUAUCUGCGGAAUCGUGAGGAGUAUGGUUUUGCUCUCAGCUUAUCGUGUGAAGAAGAGCAGGCGCUGGAGAUACAGCAUCCUUUGACGACAAAGCAGUGGCAGGAGGAGGAUGGAGACCGCGAACCCGUUCGGAGAAUUGCGCUGGCAGCACGGAGUGGCACAUUCCCACAAGAUCUGCUUCUUCAGAGUUUCUUGUUGGCCUCAGCGAAAAUCGAUGGCGUCGUUGACAACAAUCUAGCGAUGGCUUCCGUGCCUGAAUGGGAGGAGUUUGGCAAGCACGGCGACAACAUGAGAGGUAGCUGGAUCGCAUUGUAUCAAGCUGCUAUCGCGCCUGAUAGCACGUCUCGCUUCGUGUUUUUCUUAACGUACCUGGCGGUGCAGUGGCCACAGCACGUGAAACAUCUCGAGCUAUUGGCCGGCAUUUCCUUCCAUGCAGACAAGUUUCGGGCCUUGCCACUGCCAUCACAUCGGGAGUAUGAGUGCCCAGACGAAUUUGAAUUCAGGCAAGACAGGGUGCAAGGCAUGAUUGAGGAGCUCCAGGAGCUUCCGGAGCCGCGGCCGCUUGAACUCAUGUCCUCCUCCGAGGAAAAGUUCAAGAAAGAGGUGACGGACUAUGAGCAACGUCUUGAAAGGUUCUUUCGCCAGCGCGAAGAAGAUCGCCAGCGGGUCAUCGAUGCGAGCCGAAGUAAGUGGGGCUCGGAAGGCAGUGUGACGCGAGAGGAGUGCAGCGGGCAGACGGUGAGGGACCCAGCCUGGCUGAUGCAGCGCAUCAACGCCUACUUGAUCCGAUGCCGUCAAGCCCGGGAGCUGCGCGAUUUCGUGAUAUCCGUUGAGGCCCAAGCCUCCCAAAUGGCCACGCCUGCACCUCUGUGUUGGGAUGUGUCCAUGCAUCGUAACAGGCCCGAGCUGUGCCUCUCUCCUCCAUUUGAGCUUUCAUCUCCAAGUCAGCUGGAGCUCGCACCCGACAACACGCUCGAUGCGAUUUGGUUCACGGGCAGAUUCCCCCAGCCUGUUACAUACGAACCCGAUGGUCAGGUCGGCCGCGGUCAAGAACUGCAGCUGGCUCCUGAUAAGGAGUAUGAAGCUAUCAACGAAAGCUUGGUGGUCCCUUUGAAAGAGAGUUGGGAGCUGGCGAAGACAAGGGUUGUUGACUUGCAGCCGCAGUUCCCAUCGGAUUUGAGGAAGCGGCUGUGCGAUUACCAAGUCCGAGCACGGCUGACGAGGAAAAUGGCUUGGCAUCAAAUUCGACAUGCCCUAGAUGGACGAGGCAGCUCGGACGUCCUGAUGCAGCGAAGUGGUCUGUAUGAUACCCCAGUGCCACUCACGGUGCUUCCCCGUCUCUUGGACAAGAAGGACGAUGCGCCAGCUCGGUCACUCCGAACAGCAAUUGGCACAUACGCAGUCUGUCUUCGAGCGGAGCAGCGCGCCAACCGCUGCUUGAGGCUUCAUGAUGCGGAUGGCAUGGGAGCAUGGUUGGCACGGGAACUUCAGCCCUCCAGCACUGGUAGUAGCAACUGGGAGCCCGAAGAGCAUCCAGAGUGGCUGCUCUUCGAGAUUGACAACGAUGUCUGCAUCCGCGAGGAGCAGGUGUUAGUUGCCCAGAAGAUGAUGUCAGGAGGCAGUGAGGCUGACAAUUGCUUGGUGCAGCUGAACAUGGGCGAAGGCAAGACAUCGGUGAUUGUCCCGCUACUCAUUGCAGCGCUUGCAGACAAGUGCAACCUGCUGUGCAUUACUGUCUUGUCGUCGCUGCGGCACAGCAACGCGGCUGACUGGCAGUUGAAGCUGGGAGGCUUGCUGGGGCAUCGAAUUUAUCCACUCUUCUGCCGGCGGGAUUUGAAGAUGGAGGCGGCCGAGGCCAGCGCCUUGUACAAGUUGUUAGACAACAUCCGGCUUCGUGGGCACGUUGUCGUUACAGUACCUGAGCAUCGGCUGUCCUUGGAAAACAAGGCCUUGGAACUGGCAAAGACGGGUAACCUGCUGGCCAGCCAGCAGCUGCAUGAUGUCCUGAGUCUGAUGAAGGAGCAUAAGAGGGAUGUCUUGGACGAGUCGGAUGAGAUCCUACAUCCGAAGAAUCAGCUCAUCUACACGUUGGGAAGUCAGCAAGACCUGGACGGUGAGCGAUUGCGAUGGCGUCUGGCCUCUGCCGUGCUUGCGCGAGUGGCCUGGAGGGCUGAAGAGCUGGCCCGCAUGUUUGGAAGCGAUGAAGUCGAAUAUGUUCCUGGAACGCCUGACUUUGAGUUCCCUUCCUUCCGCUUGCUCCAGUCAGCGGCAAGGCAGGCUGACCAGCGCAGUGCAUAUCACCAGUUGUGUGAGUGGAUUGUGGAAGACCUUAUCGCAGAAGACACGCACCUGCACUUGCAGCUUCGUGGAGCAGAGCUUGAAGCUUUCAAGGAGAGUGCUCUCAGCCCGGCAUCGACGGACAAGCCGUGGCUCAGACUAGAUCCAAGUCUGCAGCCAGUCGCUUACAUGUUGCGCGGUCUCCUUUGCCAUGACAUCCUGUUGCUCGCCCUUAGCAAGCGCUGGAGAGUCGAAUACGGUGUUCAUCCGGGAGGUAGGCGGCGCAUGGCCGUCCCCUACAGGGCAAAAGAUGUCGCCACUGAUCGAACGGAUUUCGGACAUCCCGAUGUGGCCAUCGUGCUCUCAGUCCUGACCUAUUACCGUGGAGGCUUGGAUGACAAGGCAAUGGAGGAGGUUUUCGAGAGGCUGCACCACAAGGGUGGAAGACGUGCCGAAGCCAUCUAUUCGGAAUGGACCAGCCAGAUGGGGGACAAGAUGCCAACGGGUCUUCGACGGUUGUCUGGAGUGAACCAGGACAGCCAGAAGACCAUGCAGGCUCUUUACUCUGUUUUGCGAAAACAUCGUGGAGUGAUCGACUUCUGGCUGGACGAGGUCGUUUUUCAAGUUGAAGCGAAGCAGUUUCCGCAGAAGCUCGUCGCUACAGCAUGGGACUUGUGCCCAAAAGGUCCGCUGACUACUGGCUUCUCUGGCACAGAUGAUGCUAAGCCCUUGCUGCCAACAACGAUUCAGCAGUCCAACCUUCCCGAGCUGGCCCACACGAAUGGGCUAGUGCUGCGCAACAUGCUGCGAGAGGAGAACGACUACUACACGGCCCUUGAGGCUGAUGAUGCCGGUCGUGAGAUCCUGCAGAGAAUGAUUAGCUCCGAGCAGACCUUCGAUGUGUUGCUCGACGCUGGGGCUCUGGUUACGGACAUGACCAAUCAACAGCUGGCUUCUGAGUGGCUUCAGAAAGAAAAGCGCCGCGGCAAGGAGGCAGCGAUUUUCUUCAGCAAUCAGAACACAGAGAUGGUAGUGGAUCGAAAUGGCCAGGUGCUGCCAUUAUCCUUGUCUCCGUAUGAGCGCUCUCUUGACAAGUGCUUGCUGUACUUGGAUGAUGUACACUGUAGGGGAUGUGACUUCAGCAUGCCUCCUGGCAGCAGAGCGGCUGUUACGCUGGGGCGUGGCAUGCAAAAGGACAAAUUCGUGCAAGCUUGCAUGCGAAUGCGCCUACUGGGCAAUGGCCAUUGCUUAUCUUUGCUGGCAUCUUACGAGGUGAACCUGCAGGUGAAGCAGUACCAGUGUAAACCCGAGCUGAAGGAUAUGCAUGUCCUUUGCUCGAUUUUGUCGUGGUGUGUCACGAACACUGCGAAAGUCAUCGCGGACAAGCUCCCUUACAUGGCCAGCCAAGGAGCAUCUCGUAUGCGGAAGGAGGCUGCCUAUGCUGGCAGCAGCGAUCUGACGAUCGUGGCAGAGGGCUGCUGCGAGGAUGAGGCGAGGCUCUUAAAGGAGAUGUACGGCCACGGACGCACAAAGCAGGCACUUCCUGACAUUGUGCGCAAGAUCCUCAACACCUCUCAGCAACCUGAGACGGGCGUCGGAGUCCGCCCAUGCCCGAUCAAAGCAGACAUUGAGGUUCGAGUUCGCCGUCUGGCCAGCGGGGUACAAAGACACCGGCAAGCCUCUUGGAUGAAGAACAGGAGCGGGAGCUGGAGGUGGAGCAGGAGGAAGAACAGCAAGUGGAGCGGCCCGGCAGUGCACGGCCCUGCAAGCCGGAGAUCUCGAAAGGCGUCGUGGAACUCGCGCAGCGUGGUUACACGUCCGAGCAAUUCUGUUCGAUCGACGAACUUCUAG